CCGGGGAUCGCCCUCCUCCUCCUUCUCCAAGAGGGAGAUCCAGCGAGGGGAAGGCGAUGGAGCCCGAGGGCGGCGGCGACGUGGCGGGGGACUCGGCUGCCCCGCUGCUCCUGGACUUGGACGACGACGAGGACCUGGAAGUGUUCAGCAAGGAUGCAUCCCUGACAGAAAUAAAUUCAUUCAGUCCUUUGAUGCCAACGUCUCCAUCGUCUAUGAUAAACCAGUAUAAGUUUGAAGAUGAGCCAGAAUCAAAGGACCUUUUCAUUACAGUUGAUGAUCCAGAAAGCCACGUCACUGCCAUUGAGACAUUCAUCACCUACAGGGUGGUGACAAAGACAACCCGUGGUGAAUUUGACUCCAGUGAGUAUGAAGUUCGGCGACGAUAUCAAGAUUUCCUUUGGUUAAAGGGAAGACUUGAAGAAGCACAUCCAACACUCAUCAUUCCUCCAUUGCCUGAAAAAUUCAUAAUGAAAGGAGUUGUGGAACGAUUUAACGACAAAUUCAUCGAGAUGAGAAAGAAAGCUCUGCACAAAUUUUUAAACCGGAUUGCUGAUCAUCCCACUUUAACAUUUAAUGAGGACUUUAAAAUAUUUCUUACAGCACAAGCCUGGGAACUUUCAUCGCACAAGAAGCAGGGCCCCGGUUUGUUCAGCAGAAUGGGACAAACUGUUAAAGCAGUCGCAUCAUCGAUGAGGGGAGGAGCUGUGAAAAACCGUCCAGAGGUAUUUACGGAAAUGAUUGAAUAUGUGGACAUUUUUAGUCAGAAGAUCAGUCUCUUGGACAAAAUCUCCCACCGGGUUCACAAGGAAGAAAAAGACUAUUUGUAUGAAAUGAAGGAAUUUGGCCCAAUCCACACACUUUGGUCAGCCUCGGAAGAAGACCUGGUCGACACCCUAAAAGGGUUGGCUGGCUGCAUUGACCAAUGUUGCAAGGCUACAGAAAAGCGGAUGGCUGCACUUUCGGAAAGCCUCUUUCCUGCUAUACAAGAGUAUUUGCUUUACAGUGAAAUAUUAAUGGGGGUCUUGAAAAGAAGAGACCAAAUCCAAGCUGAGUUGGAUGCCAAAAUUGAUGCUGUAUACAAUAAAAAGAUAGAAAACGAUCUGUUAUCUGAAGAGAUUGGAAAACUUGAAGACAAAGUCGAAUGUGCCAAUAAUGCUCUACAGGCUGACUGGGAUAGGUGGAAGCAGAGUAUGCGUGUUGAUCUGAAGGUGGCAUUUAGCGAUGUCGCAGAAAAUAAUAUCCACUAUUAUGAACAGUGCCUAGCUACCUGGGAGUCCUUCUUGACAUCUCAAGCAACAUCCGACAUUUCCUUGGAAGAACAAUCCGAAGAUCAGACUUGACUUCUUCUUAAAAGGAUCCAUCUUCCCUCCUUGAUAUUGACACUUGCCAAAGAAUUAUAUAUAUAGAAGAUCAAAUCCAAUUAUCCCAUAUAACUAAGAUGCAAUGGCAUGUUGAAAAGAAAUGUAUUAAAGUCUCGGGUAUCUGGGUUGCAUCUGAAUUACUGAAAAGAGGAAGACACCAAGUUCAGAUAUAACAGAGAUCGAGAACGCUUGCCUUGUUCCUCAGAGGUCUUCAAAAAGCAGAAUGUCUGAGAUAUCCAGAUUCUUUUCUAUAUGAUCCCCAUGAGUUGAAGAAAGCAAGGAAUGGGGGUGGCAUAUUUUUAAUCUUCAGGACUAGUUUAAAUUUCCCCCAAUGUUGGUGGGUGCAGUGAAUCCAAAGCCUGGUUCUAGUUCCAAAGCCUUUCCUAUACACCAACUGCUGCCCACCUUUCCCCUCUCCUAAUGUUGGGCUUUUGAUAUUCGGAAAAUAAAUGAUACAGAUCUUUCUGUAGGAACUAGG
Messenger RNA from Anolis sagrei ordinatus, 1839 nucleotides. RefSeq names its product sorting nexin 7 (gene SNX7). NCBI's taxonomy places the organism in Eukaryota, Metazoa, Chordata, Lepidosauria, Squamata, Anolidae. Gene Ontology annotation, biological process: protein transport; piecemeal microautophagy of the nucleus; endocytic recycling. Gene Ontology annotation, cellular component: phagophore assembly site; early endosome. The record is from RefSeq and is a predicted model, not a curated record. Gene Ontology annotation, molecular function: phosphatidylinositol binding.